Molecule: messenger RNA, 7334 nt
Organism: Anolis carolinensis (green anole)
Lineage: Eukaryota; Metazoa; Chordata; Lepidosauria; Squamata; Anolidae
Gene: hnrnph3
Product: heterogeneous nuclear ribonucleoprotein H3
Exons: 9
Coding region: 5232-6212 (326 amino acids)
Cellular component (GO): ribonucleoprotein complex
Molecular function (GO): RNA binding
Source: RefSeq, a predicted model, not a curated record
AAUGCAGAAAAAGAGAUCAUACUUCAGAGGCAAAGAUUACUGGACCCAAGGUAGAAUUGAACAAACUAGAAGUACAUGUGUUCUGGAGCGACAGUCAAAUGACCAGGAAAGGGCAGACGUAAUAUAAAUAUGUAAAUAACAUCUAAAAGCAGUGGUGUAUGGGGAUUUUUGGAAAAUUGAAUCUAGAUUUUGUGUAGCCUUCAAUCAAUACCUCAUUCUCAUACCCGUUUUACAUAAAUUUAGUAUGCAAAGCGAAGAAAAAUGGCAAUAACUGCCUAUUUGUAUCAAAAAUGGUUAUAGUAAUAAUUGUAGCAAUAUAUUUGACAGGCUGAUGGAUGCAGUAAAGCAGUGGUUCUCAACCUGUGGGUCCACAGGUGUUUUGGCAUACAACUCCCAGAAAUCCCAGCCAAAACAUCUGGGGACCUACAGGUUGACAACCACUGCAGUAAAGUGUAUCACAUUUUGAGACAUAAAUUGUAUUGAACUUCCAUCCAUGUGAGUGGAUCUGAGUACAGUCAUAUUGUAAUUUAAGCUGCCUGAUAAUAAGUUUCAAUAAGUUGUGGAGAAAUAUCAUAUAGCAGUAUUUUGGAUUGUAUUUUUCAAGGUAAUAUUUAAAUAGUUAUAUUUGAACAUUAUUUUAUGUUGGAUUCUCAUGAAUAUCUUUAGGAUUUAGUAGGGAAUGAAUCCAUUGAAAAUUUACUGUACUAAUUUCAUUGUGUCUCAAACACUGUUUCUCAAAUGUACUUCACAGGGAUUUUAAUCUGGAAAUUAAUUUUAUUUUUAUUGUAUAUUUCACUCAAAUUGGACCUAUUCCAUUUAUCUGAAUUUUAUUUUAUUAAUUUGCUAUUGCAGUUGUUAUUCCCCACCUUCACAUCACGAUUCAAUUUGUUAUUGACAUUGGUAGUCCCAAACAGAAAGAGGUAGAAAGUCCAGAGAUGAGGGAGUUACUGACCUAGGAGACUUUUUGUUUUUCCUUUAUUGCUGUGGUAUCUUCAUUUUUUUUAAAAAAAGUUUUAAUCUUUUUAUUUUCCUUUCAUUGUAUUCACAUCAUUCUUAGCCACCUUGUGAGCUAGAAGGCCAGAUAAGAAUUGUAAAUAAAUUUCACAGUGAUUUCGUGUUUUCUUUUUCAGUUGGUGGCAUUCAGAACACUGUCUCUGGCAGGAGACUAAUACUGCUCUACAAUAUUUUGCAACACCUUUCUACUCAAACUAGAAAUGGGGUGGGCUUUUUCCCCUUCGUUAUUUAGAUUGAAUGUCCCUUAUCUGAAAAGCUUGGGAUCAGAAUGGUUUUAGCUUUCAAAUAUGUAUAUUUGCAUACACAUACAUAAUGAAGAUAUCUUGGACCCAAGACUACAUGCAAAAUUAAUAUAUAUAUUUCAUAUAAAAUGUGACCUCUGUAUCCGAGGGGAUAUGCCCCUUCCCUCCCCGUGGAUACCUGAAACUAUGGAUAAUACCAAACCCUGUAUUUUGACUGUGCUUGGGCUCAAAGCAUUCUAUCAAAUUGCACUGGAGGACCUGGGGAAUCACACAAACACUGGGGGCGGGGAGGAUAUGUUUUGGUCCUUGGAUAAGUGAAACCAUGGAUACACAUAACUUUAUUUUAAAUAAUUUGUGUGUGAAACAAAUUUUGUCUCAGGACAUUUUUGGAUUUUGGAGUAAUUCAGAAUUGUGAAAAGGGCACCCUCAGCUUGUGUAUGUUUCUUGAAUAUAAUGUCAGUCACUUUGUAUUCAGACUUCUAACAUUUACUUAUGAUUAUGGGGGAUUUGUAAAGGAAAUAAAAAUAACCCAUUAAUAGAACACUAGGUUUCUCUUUUUUAACAUUUGCACAUCUUUUUGUCAACUAGGAAAUGAAGGUUAGUAACUAACCAGUGUAGAUUAUGAUCUCAUAGAAGACUGUUAUAAUACAUUCAGUCUCUAUGUUAGAUGUUAAAAAACGUCUUGGUAGAAUAGCUAAGUUGGGUGGUAGUAUUCUGUUUAUUACCUACUUGAUUAGCUGGAGGAAUGCUAGUUUGCGAUUGAAUGCCAGAAGGGAUGAGCCUUGGAAGCUGCUGCCUUUCUGGUUAAUUACAUCAUGGCCUACAUGGUGUACCUACAUGGAAUAGAUGCCUUAACAGAAAAUGUGAUGUUUCCCAUUUAUUAGAAUUUUAAAAAAUUCCAUUUCUGUGGUUGAUAAUGUUGGUCUCGUUAUUUCUUUGUUAAAUUUUUGAAAAAAUUAGACAAAAUUUAAAAAAUGAAUAUAAUGACUCAUUUGAACAACUUGCAGCAAGAGUGUGGCUUCUGUGCUAAAAAAAAACUGGAAAAUAAUCUCUUGGGCUUCCGAGUUCAAUGUAGAUGUGAAAAGUUUCAGAACUGGCAGACUAUUUCUGCUUAUAAUUUGUUGAUUAACUUGCACUAUGCAAAACAUCUUUAGUUGACAUACUUGCUCAGAGAGCUUUCAAGACACUAUGUUUUCAGGUAGGCAAGAUGAGACUUACGAGGCUGGGGAAGUCAAUACAUUUGGAGAAUUGGAGAUCAACUCCACCAUAGGCUGUGUGAGGAGAUUAUGCUUCUGAAAUUCAGACCUCUCCGGUUUUAGUAUUUUGUGCUCUACUAAAUGUCCUUUCUGUGGUCACUUCUGGGCUGUUCUCUUUCCUCAUUUGGCGCUCCAGCAAAACAUCUUCAGGAAUGUGUUCAGGAUCCAUCUUGUUGUGAUUAAGCUUCUAGCUAUUGUUGAACAGUUGGAGACUUCUUGGUAAAAAGCUAGCACAUUUUGCCUCUAGAGCUGUGCUUUGGGUUUGUGUAUGUCCUUUAUAGUAAUGUUUUCAGUGGGACUGAUAUAGUCAUAUUCAGGGAAGUAGAGUACUUACCAUGGGUGGUGAGAGUGUUCCCUGCUUGAGUUGCAAGCAGAGAGUUCUUUUCUUAUCUUUGCUGUCAUCAGAUUUUAACACAGACCUGUGCAAACUUCGCGCCUCCUUGUGUUUUGGACUUCAACUUCCACAAUUCCUAACAACCAGUUAUUUGCUGGGGCCUGAUUUAGCACUUUAAACGCAUUCACUUCUGGUGUGCUUGGUGAUUAGGCCAGAUUCAAAUUUGAUAUAGAAAGUCUGAAAAAUAAUUGCAAAGUUGGAGGAAACAUAUUACAGGAAAACAGCUGGAAGGGACAGUUUGUGACCUCCAUCAUUAGAUGGCCUCCUUAGUUAUGUUGGGAGAGGAGGGCAGAACUACAUAGUUACACUGCAACUGGCAUAAAUUGGGCGGGCACAUGUAACAAAAGUCAGCUAAAUUGUUGGCAUUAAAUGCAUACUUUGUAACUCAAGUACAUCCAUCUAACAUAGGUGGAUCAAUUUCAAUUUUCAUAAAAUUGAAUUUGGAGAAGAGUAUUCCUGCCAUGCUUUUGCUGUUUUUAUUGGUGUGAAGCAUACACAUUGUUCAUGGUGUUUAAUGCUUUGAGCCACCUUCCCAUCCUGUUGAUACUGUUGCAGAGAUAUUUUUUUACUAAUAAGACUGUGGAAAACACCCACAUUCUUGUGGAAUGCUUCUCUCUCUCUCUGAUGAUUAUUUUCAUGCUUCAAAUGGUUCUGAAGCCUUGAACUGAGCACUCUGCUAGUGAGGCUAUACAGCUUGUUAUUCUAAAGUAGUGGGCAAGCCCAAUGUAGGGGUUUGAUUAAUUUCUACACUAGUAAAUGAGAUUCAAGUUCAUAUGGGGUAUGGAUUUGAGACAAUCAAUACUUUGUUGUCCAGAUAGCUUGCCUUAUGUUUGUCUUGAAAGAUUAAGGCAGAUUGUUGAAAUCAUAUUGUUAGUGGGAGGAUGCUAUCUGCUGCAGUGGUGAUUAUGAUUUUGUUCGCUGCAUGUGCACCUACCUAUUCAUAUUUGUCAAUUUAUUUUUAUUUCAUUUUGCUGGAUAGGUUUUCUAGCCUUAGUAGGUAUUUUAUGAAAAUCUGUGAUUUUGAGGAGGCAAUUGGGAUGUGAUUUUUUUUAAUGCUUCAAGUCUAAAGAAGUGUUUUCUUGCAUGUGAUCUGAGUACAUCUUUGUGGGAGCAGACAUAAUAGUGUCCUUCUCCCUCUACUUGAGAGGUUUUUUCCAGACUUGUCCAGUGAAGAAUAGAAUCCUUCCUUAUGCUUUUCUCUUAUGACCCUUUGCCCUUUUUCAUUUGAAAAAAGAAUCUUGUAGGAAUAAGUUUGAACUUUUCCCCUACUAACCGAGAAUGGCUAAAUAUCAAAUUUCUUAGUGAGUAAAACCACAUUACUUUAAAGCUGGGGUUCCCAUAUGUGCCUUCAGUUGAUGGCUAAAUAGGCUUCUUGUAUCUCUAGAUUUUCCUGUUCAGUUAAUGAAACAGAAGGAUAUUACUGUGUUCUCUUUAGUGCACAUUCAUUUGCAAGUUUGUGAACCCCAUUAAAUAGCUGCUGUUGUUCCAUACUUCCUCAAAAUAAAAAUGCAUAUCCUUCCUGAUUCUUCUCUUAUUAACUUACAUUUGACUUCCACAUUUAAUAUACUGUGUAUGUCAUCUCUUCAUUUAAAAACUUGUCUGCUUGACAGCUUUCAAAAUAAAAAAUAUUUUGUUUGCUUCUCUCUGUCUGGCUCCCUCUGUUAUCUGUCUUGUUGUUGAAACCUGACCUCUUGUGCUCUAUCUUAUUUCCUUUUCCCAGUCUCCUAAAUUUUAUCCCAUGCCUGUUAGUCUCUUUCAAAGAUCCUGGUGUUUUGCUUCCCAUUCACUGCCUUAUAAAGUUGUCAGAACUCCAGUUCUAUAGCUGGCAUUGGAAGAAAACUUGCAUGUGGCUUGUAUGUGGGCAGAGUAAAGGUGUGUGCGUUCAUAUGUAUUGUUAGACAAAAGUUUAUAGCGGCUUGACCAGCCUAUGACAUUAUGACUUAAAGUAGUGCAAAUUGGGUUAAUGGUCAGUGCAUGGCUGGGCUAAUUGACAGGAACUGGGAGAUAUUAUUGCUUUCCCAAGCAGAAGUGGACUUUAUAGAUAGGUGCAUCUCACUCGAGAGCCAAAGGUGUUGAAGGUAGCUGUGUGGCAGGCUGCAUGAGAAGGUCAUGCUAGUUGUCAUGUAUGCAUUAAAGACAAUGGCAGUUGCAAACUCACAUAGGAUUAUGCUUUUAGUAACAUCUGAGCAGCUGUUGCAUUUUUAAUGUUUCAAGAUAUUGCUAAUGUAUACAGUCCUGCUUACAAAGGGGUGGGGGUGAAUCAUGAUUCUCAAAUGCUAAAUUUGCUGUUUAUGUUUUUUAUGGUGUUUGAUUUUAAACAGCAAAAUGGACUGGGCUGGGAAACAUAAUGGUCCAAAUGAUUCAUCUAGUGAUGGAACAGUACGAUUGCGUGGUCUGCCAUUUGGCUGCAGCAAGGAGGAGAUCGUUCAGUUCUUUCAAGGGUUGGAAAUCGUGCCAAAUGGGAUAACAUUGACGCUGGACUACCAGGGGAGAAGCACAGGGGAGGCCUUCGUGCAGUUUGCUUCAAAGGAGAUAGCAGAAAAAGCUCUGGGGAAACACAAGGAAAGAAUAGGGCACAGAUAUAUUGAGAUCUUCAAAAGUAGUAAGAGUGAAAUCCGAGGAUUCUAUGAUCCACCACGAAGAAUGAUGGGACAGCGACCUGGACCAUAUGAUAGACCAAUGGGAGGAAGAGGGGGUUAUUAUGGAGCUGGGCGUGGAAGGUAUGGUGGCUUUGAUGAGUAUGGUGGCUAUAACAAUUAUGGCUAUGGAAAUGAUGGCUAUGAUGACAGAAUGAGAGAUGGGAGAGGAAUGGGAGGCCAUGGGUAUGGUGGAGCAGGAGAUGCCAGCUCAGGCUUUCAAGGUGGUCAUUUUGUUCACAUGAGGGGAUUGCCAUUUCGAGCUACAGAAAAUGACAUAGCUAAUUUUUUUUCACCACUGACCCCUAUAAGAGUUCAUAUUGACAUUGGAGCAGACGGUAGAGCAACAGGCGAAGCUGAUGUAGAAUUUGUGACACACGAAGAUGCAGUGGCUGCCAUGUCAAAGGAUAAAAAUCAUAUGCAACAUCGAUACAUUGAGUUGUUCCUGAAUUCAACUGCUGGAGGCGGUGCUGGCAUGGGAGGCUAUGGCAGAGAUGGCAUGGAUCAAGGUGGUUAUGGUUCCGUAGGAAGAAUGGGAAUGGGCAGCAGUUACAGUGGAGGAUAUGGUACUCCCGAUGGAUUAGGUGGCUAUGGUCGUGGCAGUGGAAAUAGUGGUGGAUACUAUGGUCAAGGCAACAUGGGAGGAGCUGGAUGGCGUGGAAUGUAUUGAAAAGUCACAUUGUGUCUACAAAGCGUAUUGGAAGGAGACAGUACCUGGUCUACUAGACUUUCUUACAAAAUUUAAAUUUCUUUUGUAUUGAAAACUUUAUAAUGACUGAAGGAAUGUGUUUUCCCAUUAUUUGGUAAGCAACAGAUUGCGAUGGGGAAAUCUGUUUUCUGUAGGUUUUAUUUGUUGCAUACUCUUGACUUUAAAUAAAUUUUUUAUAUUCAAACCACUGAUGUUGAUACUUUUUAUACUAGUUGUUCUAAAAGGUAUGUUGCAUAUUCCAAAACUGUUCAUUUAAGAGAUUCAGAUCAUUAAAACCGUAUCUCAUUAUUGAUACAACAUUCUGUAAAAUGAAGCAACCAUCAACUUGAUAGUACAUUUGUUGAGAUUUGAAGCAAAAGUAUAGGAUAAUUUUCUUCAGUCAAUCUAUUGCAAAAUGCUUGCCAGUAAAGAUAUGUUUCAAAAGCAGAUUGUCUCAAACUGUGCUGAGCAUGAAGACUGUGAGUUAAAAGUCUGGAAUGGCCCUAGUUGAUGUUUGAACUAUGUGAAUACCAGAAAUCUCUUAACUCUUAAAAGUAUAUGUAAAGUAUUGGUACACAUCUGUAUCAGUCUUCAUACUCAUAUCUUUUGCAAUCAGAUUUUCAGACACAGUAUGUUGUGAAUAAUAUUGUGUGGCCAAUAUCAGAUAUGAAGCAUCUAAUUAUUAUUUUAGCGGACUAAGGCAACAUCCAUAGGGUGGUCAGUAACUAUUUUCCUAGAAGUAAACAUUUAAGUUAGGGAUGCUGCUCCUAUUGCUGAAGAUCGGCAUUUUGAACAGAGAUUGCCAGAUGAUUAGAUUACACAAAUAUGUGGUCUGGUUGCUGUGAAUUUAACAUGUAAGAUGUUUGGAUAAAAUACUGUUUAGACACUUAAGCAUUCUCUGUGUAUUGAAGAAAAGGUACUACAUAUUUAUGGUUGUUGUUUAUUUCCUUCCAUUUCACCUGCUUGAAAUCCUACAAAUUCUUCCCAACAAUUUGUCAAGUGUGAUCAAUUACUGAAACUUUGUUGCCUGUUUUUGCUAGUAAUGUUAUGUAUGUAAUAAAUGUCUUAUUGUGGGAGAUAGCAAAAUAGACUCCAUUCUAGGAA